Messenger RNA from Odobenus rosmarus divergens (Pacific walrus), 1735 nucleotides. It is a transcript of the gene SH2D4B, whose product is annotated as SH2 domain containing 4B. Gene Ontology annotation, cellular component: cytoplasm. The coding region runs from base 1 to 1080 and encodes 359 amino acids. The transcript is spliced from 8 exons. The record is from RefSeq and is a predicted model, not a curated record. NCBI's taxonomy places the organism in Eukaryota, Metazoa, Chordata, Mammalia, Carnivora, Odobenidae.
AUGCUGCAGCAGAUCCUGCACGACAUGUACAUCGACCCCGAACUGCUCGCCGAGCUCAGUGAUGUGCAGAAGCACAUUCUCUUCUACAAAAUGCGAGAGGAGCAGCUGAGGCGCUGGAGGGAGCGCGAGGCUUGGGAGGUCGUGGCCCAGGCAGAGGGCCUCAGGCCCCCGAAACCGAAACCAAGAGCAGCGAGCGACAAGCACAUCCGGUGGCUCCUGGGGGCAGAUGGUGAAGUCUGGGUCUGGAUCAUGGGAGAAGGUCCUGGUGACAAGCCCUACGAAGAGAUCUCUGAGGAGCUGAUUGCAGAGAGGGCGAGGCUGCAGGCACAGAGGGAGGCCGAGGAGCUCUGGAGACAGAAGGAGGCAGAAAUCACCAAGAAGUUCCGGGAUGCUCUGGCCAAUGAGAAAGCCCGGAUCCUGGCAGAGAAGUGGAAAGUGGAGAUGGAGGACCGGAAGGCUGCCAAGGUCCUGGAGGAACGCAUCCGUGAGGAGUUCAAGAGGAAAGAGGAAGAGGAGAGGAAGCGAGGAGAGGAGCAGAUUCGCCUGCGGGAAGAGCAGAGGGCCAAGGAACUCUACUGGACCCUGAAGCAGGCCCAGCUGCAGAGCCACGCCAGCGAGAGCGAGGAGCGGGAGUGGGAGGAACAGCUGCGCAGGUCCAAGGCCGCGGACGAAGAGAGGAGCUGCCGAGCUCAGCACGCCAGGGACGAGUACCGGCGCCACUCCCUCCGUGCCAUCCAGAAGGGCACGGUCGCCGGCCUCAGCUCCAUGUUCCAAGAGCUUGGCCAGAGCCACGAGCAGGAGGCCAGACUCUACCACCACCUCCCAGGCCCCGGGCCUCCGCCACCCCUUGCUAUACCUGUCAGCAGGACCUGGGAGCGCCCACUGAGACCUGUCUCCAGAGAAGUCAUAGUCCGCUGGUUUAAGGAGGAGCAGCUGCCUCGCAGAGCUGGCUUUGAGAGGAACACUGAGUCCAUCGCCCCCUGGUUCCAUGGAGGAAAUUAUCACUGUUUCAGGGGGAGAGCUGCUGCAGGAACCCUGUGGACAGAGGGACAGCCCACCAGACUACCAUCUGUUGUUUGAAUGAUUCCCCCCCCCCCUUAUCAAUUGGACUUCUUUGGGCAUCCAUUUUUUGAACUCAACUUAAGAACUUCCCAGCUCAAAUCCUUAUGGCCUUCUGGAAGAUCUACCACCAUCCAGAGGAUUCAGUAGAUUAGUAUGUCUCAAGGGAUAUGAAAUAUAUGUGCUAUUGGUCCCCAUCCCAAUGCCCAGGACAGAAAUUGCUAAUAGGUGAUGCAAUUCUUUCAUGAAGAGUUUAGUUAUGACUUCAUGAAGCCUAUUUUCCUUGGCCCCCCUAAGCUGAGCCCCUAGAGCACAUGGGUCAUGUUUUAAUAAUCCAAAAUAAUUCCAGUGCCGAACUCUGAAUUUAACCUAUGGUAGACAUUUAAUAAAUGUUUGUUGAAUGAAUGCAAUUCUUCUGAAUGUCUUCAAACACUAAUCAGCAAUGUUUUCUAGUAAGUUAUUUCCUACCUUUUCUGUCUAUAAAGUCAUGGAGAGUAUAGAAGAAAUACUGCAAAGGAUUUAUAUGGAAAAUAUAGAUGCUGCAUCUUUAAUGAUGUACAUUAUUGCCCUCAUUGAUUUUAUCAUUGGAAUAAUUACCUAAGGCUUCUGAGACCCAGGUUCCAGAAUAGGUGGCUGAUACUGCCCUGCUUUCUUUAUUUGCCUCUUCUUCUGCCAC